CCACUGGCUACCGUACAACCAAACUGCAAGAGAACGCAUCGGAAUCGUAGCGGUUUUUCAUAUUGAGAAAGUUCAUAUUACUCAAAGUGAUUUGUUUGGAGAGCAGGAUUCUCAGAUUCGAAUUUUCCAGUGAACAUAACGAUAGUUGAGAAAGUGUUUUACUUUACGGUGACGACAUUUUAUAUAUAACUGGAAAUAUUGGAUAACAGCUUCCAAAAUGACGAUCAUUGCGGAAGAUAUUACGAGCGUACGGAGAACUCCGAUUCAAGAAUUUUACGCUGACCAGAAAGUAUUUAUUACAGGUGGCACUGGAUUUUUGGGUAAAAUUCUCGUGGAGAAAUUAUUGCGAAGCUGUCCAGAGCUGUCAACGAUUUACCUUCUGAUUCGAACAAAGAAGGGCAAAGACGUCCAUAAUCGGCUAGACGAUAUCUUCAACGAUUCCAUCUUCGAUCGUCUGAAGUCAGAACAGCCCAAAUACCGGCACAAGGUAGUCGUAGUUUCCGGCGACUGCAGCUUGCCCAACUUGGGCUUGUCCAACGACGACAGAGAGCUUUUAACUCGCGAAGCUUCCAUCGUUUUUCACGUUGCCGCGACGGUGCGAUUCGACGAACAACUCAAGUACGCCACUGCGAUUAACGUCAACGGCACGAAGGAGGUGCUCGACAUCUGUCGAUCCAUGUACAAUUUAAAAUCCGUAAUCUACGUAUCGACGGCAUACAGCAACUGCAACCGCUCAAUUAUCGAAGAAAAAAUUUACUCACCGCCUAUCUCAGGUGACACCCUUGGAAAGCUAGCGGAAGGUAUGGACGAAGCUAAGCUGAACAAAAUCACACCAACCCUUUUAGGAGAUUAUCCCAACACCUAUGCGUUCACUAAAGCGAUCGCAGAGUCAACGUCUAAGGAAUACGGCAAGGAUCUACCCUUGGGUAUAUUCAGACCAGCAAUGGUUGUCUCGACUGCCUACGAACCGGCCGAGGGCUGGAUCGACAACGUCUUCGGGCCAACAGGUGGAAUCGUCGGUGCCGGUGCUGGCCUUAUCAGAACAUUCAACGUGGACAGUGAAUGCACCGCUGAAUUAGUGCCCGUCGACAUGACCGUAAAUGCGCUGAUUGCCACAGCUUGGGACAUUGCUCUGAACAAAAACAUAACGACCGAACCUCCAACUUAUAACUACGUAGCGACGACAAAAAACAAGAACAUCACCUGGGGCGAGUACAAUGAUUUGGCCCUCAAGUAUGGAACACUGAGUCCAAGCACCCGCAGUAUAUGGUGCUACGUUAACUACACAACCAAGUACGUCAUGCUCUACAAUAUACUGACGAUACUUCUGCAUCUCCUACCUGCGCUGCUUCUCGACACGGGUCUAGUUCUUACUGGCCAAAGUCCAAAGAUGCUCAAGAUAUACAAAAAGAUCCACAAAUUUGCAUCGUGCACUUCGUACUUUGCGCGAAACACAUGGCAGUUCCAAACCGACAAUGUACGAACACUUUGGAACAAAUUAGCUACCGAAGACCAGAACACAUUUUUCUUUUCCAUGGAAGACUUCGACUGGGACAGCUAUAUGAAAAAGUACAUAACCGGGCUAAGAACAUACAUUUUCAAGGAUGAUCCGAGCACGAUUCCUGCCGCACGAAAGCGAAUGGCAGUGAUGAAGGUGCUCCACAAUAUUAUCGUACACUCGUUCCUGGCGUUCGUACUCUGGAGCUGCUAUAAAUUAGUGUCGUUCGGUCUGUCCUUCGGCUAUACAGCAGGAACGACUGCCGUCAAUGAGAACAUCGUAGCUGUUCGGUAAAUCGAAGGAUAUUGAUACCUCGAA
Diprion similis is the source of this 1816-nucleotide messenger RNA. Its product is annotated as fatty acyl-CoA reductase wat. Gene Ontology annotation, cellular component: peroxisome. Gene Ontology annotation, molecular function: alcohol-forming very long-chain fatty acyl-CoA reductase (NADP+) activity. The transcript is spliced from 10 exons. NCBI's taxonomy places the organism in Eukaryota, Metazoa, Arthropoda, Insecta, Hymenoptera, Diprionidae. The coding region runs from base 218 to 1792 and encodes 524 amino acids. Gene Ontology annotation, biological process: long-chain fatty-acyl-CoA metabolic process. The record is from RefSeq and is a predicted model, not a curated record.